AUGUCCGACCCUGCGGCGCACCUGCCCUUCUUCUACGGCAGCAUCUCGCGCGCCGAGGCCGAGGACCACCUGAAGUUGGCGGGCAUGGCCGACGGUCUCUUCCUGUUGCGCCAGUGCCUGCGCUCGCUGGGCGGCUAUGUGCUCUCUCUCGUGCACGACGUGCGCUUCCACCACUUCCCCAUCGAGCGCCAGCUCAACGGCACCUACGCCAUCGCUGGCGGCAAGGCUCACUGCGGCCCUGCAGAGCUCUGUGAGUUCUACUCGCGUGACCCCGAUGGGCUGCCAUGCAACCUGCGCAAACCGUGCAAUCGGCCGCCAGGCCUCGAACCACAGCCCGGAGUCUUCGAUUCUCUUCGCGACGCCAUGGUGCGCGACUACGUACGCCAAACGUGGAAGCUGGAGGGCGAGGCGCUGGAGCAGGCCAUCAUCAGCCAAGCCCCCCAGGUGGAGAAGCUCAUCGCCACGACGGCUCACGAACGGAUGCCCUGGUACCACAACAGUCUGACUCGCGAAGAGGCCGAGCGCAAGCUCUAUUCGGGAGCUCAGACGGACGGCAAGUUCCUGCUGAGGCCCCGGAAGGAGCAGGGCACAUAUGCACUGUCCUUGAUCUAUGGAAAAACUGUGUACCAUUACCUCAUCAGCCAGGACAAGGCGGGCAAGUACUGCAUUCCUGAGGGGACCAAGUUUGACACGCUCUGGCAGCUGGUGGAGUACCUGAAGCUGAAGGCAGAUGGGCUCAUCUACUGCCUCAAGGAGGUCUGUCCCAACUCCAAUGCCAGCACUGCUACAGGGGCCGCUGCUCCCACACUUCCAGCCCAUCCAUCCUCGUUAACCCAUCCUCAGAGACGGAAUGACACCCUCAACUCAGAUGGAUACACCCCUGAGCCAGCGCGUCCAGUGUCCCCAGAGAAAACACGGCCGCUGCCCAUGGACACGAGUGUGUAUGAGAGCCCCUACAGCGACCCUGAGGAGCUCAAGGACAAGAAGCUCUUCCUGAAGCGUGAGAACCUCCUCAUGGCUGAUAUCGAACUUGGCUGUGGCAACUUUGGCUCAGUCCGGCAGGGCGUCUACCGCAUGCGCAAGAAGCAGAUCGACGUGGCCAUCAAGGUGUUGAAACACGGCACGGAGAAGGCAGACAAGGAUGAGAUGAUGCGGGAGGGGCAGAUCAUGCACCAGCUGGAUAAUCCCUACAUUGUGCGGCUCAUAGGCGUCUGCCAGGCCGAGGCCCUCAUGCUGGUCAUGGAGAUGGCAGGUGGCGGGCCCCUGCACAAGUUCCUGCUUGGAAAGAGAGAAGAGAUCCCCGUCAGCAACGUAGUGGAGCUGCUGCACCAGGUGUCCAUGGGAAUGAAAUACCUGGAGGAGAAGAACUUUGUGCAUCGUGACCUGGCAGCACGCAACGUCCUACUGGUCAACCGGCACUAUGCCAAGAUCAGUGACUUUGGCCUCUCGAAGGCAUUGGGUGCCGAUGACAGCUACUACACUGCUCGCUCAGCAGGGAAGUGGCCGCUCAAGUGGUACGCGCCUGAGUGCAUCAACUUCCGCAAGUUCUCCAGCCGCAGCGAUGUCUGGAGCUAUGGGGUCACCAUGUGGGAGGCCCUCUCCUAUGGCCAGAAACCUUAUAAGAAGAUGAAGGGCCCCGAGGUCAUGGCCUUCAUUGAGCAGGGCAAGCGGAUGGAGUGCCCACCAGAGUGUCCGCCUGAGUUGUACACACUCAUGAGAGACUGCUGGACCUACAAGUGGGAGGACCGUCCUGACUUCCUGACCGUGGAGCAGCGCAUGCGGGUCUACUACUACAGCUUGGCGAGCAAGCCUGAGGGGCUCGAGGCAUGUGGACAGGGGGCCGAGGCUGCUUGUGCCUGA
Messenger RNA from Orycteropus afer afer, 1860 nucleotides. The record is from RefSeq and is a predicted model, not a curated record. NCBI's taxonomy places the organism in Eukaryota, Metazoa, Chordata, Mammalia, Tubulidentata, Orycteropodidae.